Tripterygium wilfordii is the source of this 773-nucleotide messenger RNA. RefSeq lists its product as uncharacterized. The transcript has a single exon. The record is from RefSeq and is a predicted model, not a curated record. Lineage: Eukaryota; Viridiplantae; Streptophyta; Magnoliopsida; Celastrales; Celastraceae. Bases 134 to 532 code for a protein of 132 amino acids.
UCUUAUACCAGACUCUAGGCGUAAUAACCGCUUAUUUCAUGUGCUCUCUCCAGUCUUCUCUCUAUAUGUUUGUUUCAUUACUCUGUUAAUACUCUCCCUUUCCCCACUAAACUCUUCUCAUUUCGUCGUCAAUAUGGGAAAUUGCUUGACAAGCAACAAAAUUCAAGUAGAAGAAGAGACGAUUGAACCACAAAUGCUUCCAAUGUCCAGAUCAGAAGUCAAGAAGAAUGUUGAAGGUGACAAGAUCAAGAAGAAGAUUGUGAGGUUCAAAUUACAAGAACAAGGGAGUGUUGAUGAAGGCGGCCGUGGCGAGUCUACAGACGGCGCUGUGAGGAUUAGAGUUGUGUUGACAAAACAAGAGUUGAAACUGAUUCUGAAUUGCAAGCAGGAUUUCAAGGAUUCUUCUUUGGAGCAAUUCAUAAAUGCAAUGAAGUCGAGAAAGAGAAUAAAUAUUCUUGAAGCAAGAACAAGUGAUGGAGGCUUCAACGGCAAUUGGAGGCCUGCUUUGGAGAGCAUUUCAGAGGAUCUCUAAUUAGGAAAACAUUGUUUUAUGUAAACUUUUCACUAACAAUGUCUCAGUUUCUCGCUUGCUCCCAUUGUAACAAGACGCAUUGAUUGUGUUUUGUGAGGUCUGUAAUUCCGGCAACUUUUGGCAAUCUCCAUUGUUGGUGUCCUAAAACCUACGAUCCUUACCAGCAUAGAAAGGUUAUUCAAGCCACACCAUCUGCAUAUCUCAUAUUGUGGGUGAAUUUUGAUUGACAGUCAUUUGAUGA